Molecule: messenger RNA, 4052 nt
Organism: Porites lobata
Lineage: Eukaryota; Metazoa; Cnidaria; Anthozoa; Scleractinia; Poritidae
Source: the annotation of a GenBank genome assembly
AUUUCUAAAACAUAUUCCGAUCCCGAGGGACGGUUUAUAAUAUGUGAUGUGACUGUAAAUGGGAAACAAUUAACGCUGACAAAUAUUUACGCUCCAAACAACGAUGAUUCAAAUUUUUUCACCUCGGUUUUUAGUCAUUUGGCUGAUUUCAAGUGCGACGAGAUCAUAAUAGGUGGCGAUUUUAAUUUAGUUUUAGAUGUCGAAAAAGAUAAAAAGGGUGGCCUUUCAAGAACUCAUAAAAGAUCAUUGGAAGUUAUCAAUAGCCCUGGGUGGGGAGGGGGGGGGGGCACUUGGGUAUUUUUUGGGUGGGUAUGUGUCGCCCGGGACUCCAGAUUGGCACCCCGUUCUAAAAAGAAAUUCCCCUAAACUUGAUACCCCAUUCUAGAAACGGGCCAAUUUUUUAUACCACGUUCUAGAAUUCGCCCUAAAACUGAUACCCCGUUCUAAAAAUGGGCCAAUUUUUUAUACUCUGUUCUAGGGUGCAACAAGAGUAUAGCAGUUUGCUUCAGUAACGCAUUGAGCCGUCUUUUUAAAAGCAAUCUGUCCUUGAAUAAUUUCAAAUGGCUGCUUACAAAACUGGAGCUUUCAUGCGUUCGAAAUAUUAUACCCCGUUCUAGAAAACGCCUCUGAAAUGGAUACCCCUUUCUAAACCAGGAGCUUUAAAAUCACGACCCCGUUGGGCGGCACAUACCCGUAUAGGUAAUGUAUAGGAGUACCCCCGCGGGUCAAUAGCGCCUCUGAAAGCUUAGAUCUGAUCGACGCCUGGAGAGUUUUAAGAGCGAAUGCACAGAAAAAUCGAGCAAAAUCGGCAAAUCGUGGCCACAGCGCAAAACCUAACCUACCCUCAUUUUAAGUCUGUAAUAAGGUUUUAAUGAAUUUAUAACACUGCUGAGGUUUAAAUUUCAAAAUGCGGCCGAAUUUGGGAAUUAUUUGAGAUUUUCGAUUUCAACGGUCUGUGGGCCUAAAAUUAGCCGCCGAACACGGCAAUAUAGCCUAGCGACAGAAAUGAGCUGACUUUCAUAAACGAGCGAAUAUAUUGGCAAUCUUCCACUUAAAUCUCAAAAAACAGAUAUCUAACAAUUUCUAAACAGCACAUUUUUUAGAUUUAGAGAAUAAAAUAUCGACGAACGAGCACAAUUUUGAAACGUAAUUUGCAUAAUAAUUAUAAAUACAACAAUUUACCGCUAAAACCAAACUCAAAUUUUCUAUAUGGGGGAAUUCUCUAAAUCACCCCAAAUCCCGCUUACUACCCAAUGAGAUAUAGUACUUCAACAUUAUCUGAAAGUUAGUCUGGUGUUCUUGCGAACGCUUGUAAAAUAGAUUGAUUAUUUUGAGGUUAUUUCGCCCCAAACAACUGCUAAUUGACCCCAGGGUCAAUUGACACGUGCAUGUCACCUUAGUUUUAUGCAUCGAUUUGAGCUCGUUAAAAGGGAGAAACUAACAAGAUUCUUUUAAUAUGUACCUGUUUUAAUGAAAUACACAUAAUCUUCAAAAGGAGAGGCCGUUCAAUGGGUAAUUUCUGUUCUUGAGAUCUUGUAGAUUGCAGCAUGGCGUCUGCGAGUAGACCUGAGUCUAGGUCUGUUUUCCCGUGACUGCGAAAUCAGAAUAACAUCAAGAAAUAAUUCUCCCUCGAAUCUUCGUAAGUGAAUCAGCUUUGCAGUGCCUUACCUGAGAUAAAAAAGUGGGCCGAAUAGCAAAACAUUUCUCGCGCAAUUUGGAUCCUUUGUGGAACGCAGUGUAUUGCUGAGCGAAAGGUGAGUAAACAAACGUGGGAAAGUACGUUACCUUUCAUUGCGUGACCAGCCAGUAAACGAUAGUCUCCAGCGAAAAAUAGGAUUCGCAAAAAUCUUGCUGAUGUAUAUUUAACAGUUUGUUACUAUAAAUUUACACCUGGUUUGUCGCCUUUCUUUCCCCAGCCCCCGCAGGUUUUUCGCAUUACUUUUUACUGCACAACUGAUUCUACCUUUUCGAGCCGGAGCGAACAUGGACGCCCUUGGGGUUAAGUUUCCACUUCAUUUUCGGCACCUGACUAAACGCAAGCGCUGACUUGUGCGCCUAUGCUUCGUUUGCACUGAAGUAGCGGUAUAUGACCACGACAGACUUGCUGCUAUCCUUGGUUUGAAACCGCAAAGGGCAAGAAAAAUUUCUUGAAAAGAGUAAACUGUUUCCUCCUUAGCAGACAUGGAGAACAACUACUAGGACUUAAGCAAUGCCAUUGCUUAGGUCCUACUAGACUUGAAAAGAGAAAGCAUGAUGCUUUCUCUUUUUAAUUAUUUACGGCUAGACAGGACAAUUUCCUGUAGCUUUUACGCAAAAUUAAAUACUUAGUUGUUAGCAGAAUUGCAUUUAACAACGAAUUACAGAAAUUUAACUAAGUUUAGAUCUCAUAGAUAAGAAUUGAACGGACAAAACUUUUGGGGUAAAAAAGCCAAAAAAUAAUGUUUGCUGGAAAAUCGCUUAAUGAACAUACAAUAGCAGAGAUAUCAUGCCUGUAAUUUUCUGUUCAAUGCACCUUAUGACAAGUCUGACUAAUCCAGUGGUAACCCAUGCCUUAAAACCGCCUUGAACCUUAAAAUUUAAUCCAUUUGCCUUUCAUGCGUAGUGCAAAUAUAUCUUCUGAACACUCCGGGGUUGGGGGUAAAAUCAGAAGAACAGAACAUUCAUGCCUCAGUUACUGUACCAUUUUUAAAAGUGGGACAGUAUGUUUGCUAAUCAUCUUAGUUAACCGCUUUUAAAAUAGGACAAACGGACACCUGGUCAUACAGGAAAAUGAAUUUACUGUAUCUCGGAAAGCUUUGGUUUCCCGUGCACUUAUUUUUCGCAGGAGACAAUCGAUAAUUGCCUGGUCACGCAAUCAGAGGUGAGUAACUAAUUAAAAGUCAUUGAUACCAUCGCCGCUUAGCAAACAAAGGAUCCAAAUUGCGCUACAGUGUUUUCCUAUUCGGCCCACUUUUUAUCUCAGGUAAGGCACUGCAAAGCUGAUUCAUUUACGAAGGUUCGAGCGAGAAUUUUUUCAUGAUGUUGUUCUGAUUUCGCAGUCACGGGAAAACAAACCUAGACUCAGGUCCACUCGCAGACGCCAUGGUACAAUCUUCAGGAUCUCAAGAACAGAAAUUACCCAUUGAACGGCCUCUCCUUUUGAACAUUACGUGUAUUUCAUUAAAAAAGGUACAUAUUAAAAGAAUCUUGUUAGUUUCUCCUUUUUAACGAGCUCAAAUCGAUGCAUAAAACUAAGGUGACGUGCACGUGUCAACUGACCCUUGGGUCAAUUAGCGGUUGUUUGGGGCAAAAUAACCUCAAAAUAAUCAAUCUAUUUUACAAGCGUUCGCAAGAACACCAGACUAACUUUCAGAUAAUGUUGAACUACUAUAUCUCAUUAGGUAGUAAGCGGGAUUUGGGGUGAUUUGGAGAAUUCCCCCAUAUAGAAAAUUCGAUUUUGUUUUUAGCGGUAAAUUGUUGUAUUUAUAAGCAUUAUGCAAAUUACGUUUCAAAAUUGUGCUCGUUCGUCGAUAUUUUAUUCUCUAAAUCUAAAAAAUGUGCUGUUUAGAAAUUGUUAGAUAUCUGUUUUUUGAGAUUUAAGUGGAAGAUUGCCAAUAUAUUCGCUCGUUUAUGAAAGUCAGCUCAUUUCUGUCGCUAGGCUAUAUUGCCGUGUUCGGCGGCUAAUUUUAGGCCCGCAGGCCGUUGAAAUCGAAAAUCUCAAAUAAUUCCCAAAUUCGGUCGCAUUUUGAAAUUUAAACCUCAGCAGUGUUAAAAAUUCAUUAAAACCUUAUUACAGACUUAAAAUGAGGGUAGGUUAGGUUUUGAGCUGUGGCCACGGUUUGCUCGAUUUUUCUGUGCAUUCGCUCUUAAAUUCUGACUCUUCCAAAUUUACAUGGAGACGGAAGAAGCCUGAAAUCCACUGUAGACUUGAUUUCUUUCUAAUUAAUCAAUGCACUUUCUGUAAUAUUAUUAAUGCAGAGAUAUUAGGCUACAAAACAGAUCAUUCUAUGAUCACCUUACAAAUUUCUUUACACUCUAACACUAGAGGCCGAGGUUUUUGGAAACUAAAUACC